AUGCCGGCCCCCUACACCACUCAUACCACCACCGAUGAACUCGUCUCUGACUACGCCCCCCUGAUCAAGGGCAAGGUCAUUCUGACCACGGGCGUCUCCUCGGGUUCCUUGGGAGGCUUCUUCGUCCAAGCCAUCGCGAAGGCCAAACCUGCGUGGCUCAUCCUCGCCGCCCGCAAUGCCGACAAGCUAGCCCAGAUGGCCGCGGAGAUCACCGCAGCCCAGCCGGAGAUCCAGGUCCGCACGCUCCAAGUUGACCUGGGCUCCCUGAAAAGCGUGCGGGAGGCCGCCGCGCAGGUCAACAGCUCGUGGGACGACAUUCCCGUGAUUGAUGUCCUGGUCAACAAUGCCGGAAUCAUGGCAGUGGACUACCAGCUCUCCCCCGACGGGUUUGAGUCCCAUCUGGCCACGAACCAUCUCGGCCCGUUCUUGUUCACCAAUCUGAUCAUGAAGAAGAUUGUGGCUGCCAGGGAGCCAAGAAUUGUGGUGGUCAGUAGCGAUGGUCAUCGCUUGAACCCGUUCCGGUUCCAUGACUAUAACUUUGAUGAUGGGAAAACGUACAACCGCUGGUACGCAUAUGGUCAGAGCAAGACCGCUAAUAUGCUGUUUGUCAUUUCGCUGGCCCGGAAGCUUGGGAUGAAACAUAAUCUCCAGGCUUUCAGUCUCCACCCAGGAGUCAUCUGGACCAACCUGGGCAAUCAUUUGGACUGGGGCGUGGAGCUUGGUGAACUGCGGAGCGCGGACAAGUCUCUGGGUAACCCGGAAGGGUGGAAGGAGUUCGACGCGAAACCACUGGAAAGAGGAGCCGCAACCCACAUCUACGCGGCAUUUGAUCCGUGUCUCAAGGCCACCAACGGGGCCUACCUGAUCGACUGCCAUGUUUCCGAUCCGCUGGUGGACACGGUCAAACCAUGGGCUACGAGCAGCUUUGAAGCCGAAAGACUGUGGCGACUCAGUGAGGACUUGGUUGGACAGGAGUUCUCCUACUAG
This is a messenger RNA of Aspergillus ochraceoroseus IBT 24754, 987 nucleotides long. Its product is annotated as putative short-chain dehydrogenase. The transcript has 4 exons. The record is from RefSeq and is a predicted model, not a curated record. Bases 1 to 987 code for a protein of 328 amino acids. NCBI's taxonomy places the organism in Eukaryota, Fungi, Ascomycota, Eurotiomycetes, Eurotiales, Aspergillaceae.